AUGGAGCCCGACCCCUUUUGUCCGUGUGGCUGCGGCUGCCGCUGCACCAAUGACGACGACUUUGCCGACUACGACCGCCAGGAGCUCCGGUACAGCCGGGUCGUUCGCAUCGCCGAGGGAAGCGACGCCCCUCCAAUCGAGCUAGAUCUGGUCGUGACCAACCAGACCGCGUACGAGCCGUGGAACUCGCGCAACACCGGCCACCACGACAGCGGGGGACAGCGGGGUUACUUCGCGCAGAUCAGCCUCCUCCAAGGAACCCAGACACGCUUCCGUUACGAGUUGGACGGGGGCAAUCACGCAGAGAUACUAUACUGCAGAUAUUGCAGAAUACCGCAGAUACUGCAGUAUCUGCAGAUACUGCAGAUACUGCAGAUACUGCAGAUACUGCAGAUACUGCAGAUACUGCAGAUACUGCAGAUACUGCAGAUACUGCAGAUACUGCAGAUACUGGAGCGCGCCCCCGAGAUACCUGGGUACCGGGCCGGGCAGCAUCAGUGGACCCACUGGAUGCGCACCAAGCUCCUGCUGCGGGUAAGUUUCCUCGGCACGAACUACUGCGGGUGGCAGCCUCAGCCUGCCUGCGCCGGGUCACUGCCAAGCGUCUGCGAGACACUGCAAGCUGCGCUCCGCAGGGCGGGUGUGACAGAUGGCGCACCAGUCGCUGCCGGGAGGCUCGACAAGGGCGUGCACGCGAUGAUGCAGGUCGUGACCGUGACUGCCCUCCCUGCCGACGUGCGGGUGUUGCGCGCCCUCGACGCCCACCGCAAGGCUCACGCCAUGUCGGGCGCCGGGGCGAAGACCUACACCUACUAUGCGGUCGACGGUCGGGCGGGAGGCAGCGACGGAUGCCGCCGCGGCUGCUGGGCGACUCGGCGGACAGUGGCGUCGAUUGAGGUGCGGCGGAUGGCCUCGCUCAUCGUGGCCGUCGGCACGGGCCGCGAGCCAGAGGGGACGGUGCGGCUCGCUCUCUCCGCCGCAGCAACCGCUCCCGCGGCAGAGAGCGGCGACGGGGCGGAGGGGGAGGCGGGUCUGGAGGCGGAAGAAGGGGAGGGGGGAGCGGCAGGAGGGAGGCGCUCGUUCGUGUUCGAGCGGCGCCGCAUCCCUCCCGCGCCCGCGUGCGGCCUCUGGCUCGAGCACGUCGACUGCUCGCCUCUCCUCGACUCGACGCAUGCGGCGGGCGUGCCGCUGCCGGAGGAGACCGCAGUAAGAAGUUUAAGUUGA
Molecule: messenger RNA, 1224 nt
Organism: Emiliania huxleyi CCMP1516
Lineage: Eukaryota; Haptophyta; Isochrysidales; Noelaerhabdaceae
Exons: 7
Coding region: 1-1224 (407 amino acids)
Biological process (GO): tRNA pseudouridine synthesis
Molecular function (GO): pseudouridine synthase activity; RNA binding
Source: RefSeq, a predicted model, not a curated record